AUGGACAGUCUGAUGGAGCAAGCCGAUGCUCUUCUCUCCGAGAUUUCACAGCACCCAGACCUCCUGCCGGCCAGGUACAACUGGAAGGGGGAGAGACGUCCUUACUCUAGAGACGAACUGAUGGAGUUGUACGAGAAAAUCGAUGCCGACCACCUGCCCCAUCUGUUGUCGAAAUUGAUUGUACACGCAGAUGCCCAGAUCCCACCGCUUGUGCCAGGGAUCCGGUCUUUGCUUUCGACGGGAGGGAGCUCUCUUCUCCGCGAGAAGGACGAGACUGAGCGGUUGCAGACGAACCAGGACAAUGUUGGCGGCCGCACGCUGCAGAAGGAUGUAUUUGGUCGGAGGAGCGCCCUCAAGGACAAGCACGCCUUGGCAUAUCUGCGAGCCAAGGAGCUCAAGGGCGCAGCAAUACGCGGGUCAAAGAUCCCUCGAUUCGUGCCCUCCCUCUUCCAAGAACUCGUCAUUAUGAACGGACAUAGAUUCCCGACUUUCUGUCUCCUCUUUGACCGCACCAAUAACAGGAUCAUCACCGGAAGCGACGAUUAUCUGAUCAAGAUAUGGAGCGCGCAAUCAGGAUACCUCCUCUUUACUCUUCGUGGACACGCGGCAGUCGUCACAUACAUGGAUCUCAGCACAGACAACACCAUGCUUGCCUCCGCAUCGGAUGACGGCAUCGUCCGUGUUUGGGACCUCAGGACAUCGGCCCCUAUUGCUGUUCUCCCUACAGGCGCCAGCGCCCGCGGCAGGAAACCAAUCAGCACAGUUACCUUCUCACCCUCUCCUAUACCCCAAAUCCGAUACCUGAUCGCGACCUCACUGGACGGCUAUACGUGGGUCUGGAAAUACGACAGGGAUACUAAAAAGUUCACGACUCCGCCCACCCGCCUUGACUGCAAGACGUUCAACGACUCGAAACUAAAAUGCGCCACUUGGAACUGCAUAGGAUCGCAGUUUGCCGUCGCCGGAACUGAUUUGUUCAUCCGCGUCUUCUCGACCAUCCAAAAGGGACCCGAGGCGAUCAAGGCAGGAAAAAGGCGGAAGAGCUACGACAAGUCCAAGGUUGAGGCUGCAGCGUCUACAGGAGAAGGGUCGGGUGCCGGAGCAAACGGCACAGCAGCAGGGACACAUUCGUCAAGCGCCGCGUAUCAGGACUGGGGCGAUCCGGUUCUUAUUGCCCAACUGGAUGGUCAUGAUGGAGUUGUGACAAGUUUGAGUUACAGUCGGCGAGGCAACAGGAUCCUUUCUGGCUCCGUUGAUGGGUUUGUAAGGAUAUGGAAAUACGACAACCAAAGCAAGAUGUGGACCUCCAUGGCCAUUGAUGUUCGGGACGAGAACAUGCAAGCUGACGCCACCAUUAUUGCUGCCAAGCCCAUGAUGCCCUCGCCGGUUGCUGUCACUGCUCCCUCAAACCCAUUCUUGAACACCAACGCCUCCAACUCACUAAACGACGAUGCUAACAAUACCGACUCAGAGAUGAAUGGAUCUACCACCGCCAGCCAGACUCACGCGAACGAAAACACGGCAGAUGAAAACGGGCAGGCAUCAGGAGAAGACUCUAGGAUUGUACCAACAAUGGCGAUCUGGUCUUUGGACGACUCGGCUGUUAUUCUGACAACUUCGUUGGGCGAAAUCAAGAUUUUCGAUUCGGUUACCGGAGAAUGGAUGCAUACGCUCAAAGGACAUUCCCCACGGUCCUCCAUCUACGUGGUUGAUGUCCACCCUCAUGAUAGUCGCAUCUUGAUGACAGCCGGAUACGAUGGUCAGGUCAUUCUUUGGGAUAUCUCCAAGGGCACCAAGCUCAAGAGUUGGAUGUACGCGGAGCAAGAGUUCCUAGAUGGCCGGUUCUCUUCCGACGGUUUGAUGUUUGCCGUGACGGAUCAGGAAGGAAAGUGUAUCCUCUUUGGCGCCGGCAGGAACUUGGACGACUUUCAGGAUGCCCGUUCCUUCGUCGAGCAGACCUUCUGGAGCGACUAUGCACCCGUUCGAUACGAUGCGGACCACAAUGUCGUGGACGACACAACGCAGAUUGCCCCUCAUCUUAUGGAACGGACGCCUAUCCUGGAUACCAACGGCCGUGACUAUGCCAGGCAGAAAGGACCGCGGUAUGGACUCGAUUUACCUCUCGGGCUGCCGCCUGGUUCUCUGGAGCAGGAGGAGGCACUGAAACGAGAGCUUCUGGAACAGGAGCUGGAGAAUCUGACAGAGCAAGCCCUGACAAUCAUCCCAACAACGGACAAGCGCAAGCUGUACAAGCGUCGACGUGAUUUCAUUCUGGAGGACGACGACGAUGACGACGAUCCCAUGACAACCGAGGUGCCGAUUGUCCCACUCCCCAACGAGUCGAGUGGUGAAGAGUAUGGCGGCGGUGCCAUUUCUGAAGCCUCAUCGUCAUCAGAGAGCGAAGAUGGCGAUGACAGCGAUUUGGCGCCAGAGGAUGGAGCCGAUCCGGUGUCUAAUUUCGUCGCAAACGACGAUGAUGACGAUGACUACUUUGCAGCCGGUCAGGGAUCGCGGAAGAGGCGCGCCCCCAGCUCCAGUGGGACACCGAGGAAGCAGCGGAUAACCAACGACAGAAAGCGUAAAAUGAGACCACGAAAGCGGCUUCGACUUCGGGAAAGUGAUGAGGAGGAGGAAGCCAUGGAGGAGGAUUUCGACGAAGAAAGCGACUUUGAUGACUAUCCCAUGUCACCCACGCGGAAAGGGAAGCGAGGACAGGGACUCAACAGUGGGCCUUCUGGAAGUAAGAGUCAAAGGAGCGCCCGGCCGAAGUCGUUUGCCAACGACGACUACCCUAGUGACGAGGCACCCGAGUCCUCGGGGGAUGAGGACGAGGAUGUGAGUGUUAUCUCUGAGAGCUCUGCUGGUGGAUCGUAUUCUGGAUCGUUCGGCGCCCAUGUCGUUGUUCCAACCCCAGUGUCGCCCAAGAAAAGGAAGCAAUGGCGCGGCAAUGGUCGUAAGAAGGGCAAGGCUGUCGUGCGGGAUGACAAGACGAUGGAGCUCCAGCAGUGGCUGCCAAGCGACUGGAUCAAGACGAACGAGCCUCGAAAAACGCCUUACCACCCCCAGAUUGGAGAUUAUGUCGCCUACCUUCGACAGGGUCAUGCGAUGUACUUGAACGAGACACCACUGCGACCAAAGCUGGAUCUGAAGAUUGUCCCGUACCUGAAGGACCCAUCACUGCAAUGGGUUAUCUUUGGUCGCGUCUCCAGGAUCACUUACAAUGUGGGACCUCCAACCUGGUGCACCAUCACCCUUGAGGAACAGAUCAUGUCGUCUUCCUGGGGAUUCCCGCCCAACCCAGAGUUCUCGCCCUCACGGAGACGUUUCGAGAUUGAGUUUCACGAUCUCGGUGAUGUACCAGACUUUAUUGUUCUUUACUCAGUUUUCCAAGAAGGAGUGAAUGCGCAAUAUAACGUUGGCGAGCAAGUGUGGGCGUCGUUUGACGGCAGCAACUAUCCUGGAACCAUUUCGGACCAGGUUGUCGAUGACCAGAGUCUGCCUGAAUCACUAUGGAUGGCCUUUGAGAUCUCAUGGCCAAACAACGAGGAUGUUACCAAUUUGUCGCCUUGGGAGAUUCAGCGGGAAGAGAAGGAGGACGGAUCUCAAGGUCGUGAGGAGAUCCCGCCUGAAGAUUUCGAGCGCAUUGAAGAGAUCCUGAACCACUUCCUUGAGAUGGAGGACAUGCAGAUUUUCAAGGAAUCGGUCGAUUUCGAAUCAUACCCUGACUAUUGCAAGGCGAUCGCCUACCCUAUUUGCCUUGACGCAAUCCAAGAAAGAGUUACCAGCGGAUACUACAGACGCACCAGAGCUGUUCAGUUCGAUGUUGAGUUGCUGGAAAAGAACGCUCUGACAUACAAUGACCCUCGGAGUGGAAUCGCGGUUGUAGCCAAGCAACUUGCUCGGAUCUUCAAGGCGUGUCUCGCUAAUCCUUCAAAAGCCCUCCCUACGCGGAUCAAAGUCAAGUCCAGUCGGCUAGACGAGGACGAUGAAUUUGAUGGCUCAGGAAGCGAGAAUGAACUUGUGGAUAUUGAAUCAGAGCCUGAACCAGAUCUCGAGGAUGAGGACAUUGAGGAGGAAGAUGAUCAAGACGCAGACAAUGCCUUCCUAGAUGAUGCUGACGAAUCGGAAGAAGAAGGCAGGACGCGGUCUCGCUCUCGGACUUCAACCCGGAGGAGUACCCGGGCUGCCGCUCCAACCCGGAAGGCAAAACCUGCAGCAGCGGUAGCACCGUCAUCCAAUGGACGACGGAGUCGACAGAGUAGUGGCAGGGCAGCAGUGACGACAAGUGGAACGAGUAAAGGAGGGCGAGGUCGAAAGAGCAAGUCCAGGAAGAGGGCCGAUGAUGAUGAUGACGAUGACGAGGAUGGCGAGUGGGGCAAACCAGCAAGUCGCCGCGGCCGUGGCGGAGUAUCCACGAGGAGGAAUGGAGCCAAGUUAGACGAAGAGGAUGAAGAAGAGGAAUACGAUGAUGCAUCGGCACAGGUGGAGGACGGCGACGACGACGAUUUGGAUGACUUUAAGCAGGACAGCUACCAGUCCCCCGCAUCGUCGACACGUCCUUCGAGGACCAAGCGGAAGAAGACUCAGAUAGCGGAAAGUGACGACGACUAUAUAUCAUAG
Molecule: messenger RNA, 4620 nt
Organism: Linnemannia hyalina
Lineage: Eukaryota; Fungi; Mortierellomycota; Mortierellomycetes; Mortierellales; Mortierellaceae
Source: the annotation of a GenBank genome assembly